Molecule: messenger RNA, 2305 nt
Organism: Brassica napus (rape)
Lineage: Eukaryota; Viridiplantae; Streptophyta; Magnoliopsida; Brassicales; Brassicaceae
Product: L-type lectin-domain containing receptor kinase IV.4-like
Exons: 1
Coding region: 155-2173 (672 amino acids)
Biological process (GO): protein phosphorylation
Cellular component (GO): plasma membrane
Molecular function (GO): protein kinase activity; carbohydrate binding; ATP binding
Source: RefSeq, a predicted model, not a curated record
CAACCACCGAAGUCUUUCCUUAGGUUAAGCUACGAAGUUUCCUUGGAAAAAAAAUACCACUUUUCUGCAUUGUCUCCACACCAUAAAUUGACUUAAUUUCUCGGAAACUCAAACACAUACCAAAAAAAAGUUCAUAGAGAAAAAAUAGAGAGCCAUGUUCGUGAAGCUCCUCACCAUCGUCUGUCUACUCUCUCAACUCCAAAAAUCCUCUUCCCAAUCUCUCGAUAACUUCACUUACAAUGGCUUCUAUCCUCCAUUGACUGCUAACAUAACCCUCCAAGGGAUCGCCAGCGUCACACCCACCGGUCUACUAAAGCUAACCGAUUCAACAAGGCAAGAAACCGGUCACGCCUUCUAUAACCAACCAAUUCGGUUCAAAGACUCUCCAAACGGCACCGUCUCGUCCUUCUCCACAACGUUUGUUUUCGCCAUAGAGGCUCAGUUAGAAACACUUAGCGGCCACGGCAUCGCCUUUGUCCUGGCUCCUAACUUCGUCCUUCCGGUCGCCAAUUCCAGCUCCGAACACCUCGGGCUCUUCAAUCCCAAUAUCACACGUAAUGAAACAAAUGAUAUAUUCGCUGUUGAAUUAAACACGAUUCACAAUACAGAGCACACUGAUAUUAACGAUAACACUAUCGGAAUCAAUAUCAACGGGUUGUAUCCAGUGAAAAGUUCACCGGCGGGGUACUGGAACGAGACAGGUCAGUUUGAAAACCUUACUUUGAACAGUGAAGAGCGGAUGCAGGUUUGGGUUGACUACGAUGGUUUUACCCAUCAAAUAGAUGUAACAAUGGCUCCUUUCAACCACGAUAAACCUAUAAAACCACUUGUCUCGUCUGUCAGGGAUCUAUCCCCGGUUCUUUUGCAAGAUAUGUUCGUAGGUUUCUCGUCUUCAACUGGUUCCCUUUGGUCGGAACAUGUUGUCCUUGGGUGGAGUUUUCAGAUGAAGGGGGAAGCUCACCCGCUAGACUUACAAAGACUUCCGAAAUUUCCAGAGUGGCAGUACGACGGUACAAGUAGAACCACAGUGUUUGUUGUGUUGUUUAUUGUAGUGUUGAUAAUUACACUCGUCAUUAUCUUUUCUUUCAUCUUCCUUGUGCGGUUCAUCUUAAUGAGGAGGAAAAAGUUCGCAGAGAAGCUAGAAGAUUGGGAAACAGAGUUCAAGAAAACCCGGUUGAAGUUCAAAGACUUGUACUAUGCCACCAAAGGAUUCAAGGAGAAGAACCUUCUCGGAUCUGGCGGGUUUGGGAGCGUUUACAAAGGUGUUAUGCCCAAGACAAAGAAAGAGAUCGCCGUGAAAAGAGUGUCGGACCAAUCCCAACAAGGGUUGAAAGAGUUUGUGUCUGAGAUCGUGACUAUUGGUCGGAUGAGCCAUCGGAACUUAGUCCCUCUUUUGGGUUAUUGUCGCACAAGAAAAGAGCUUCUUCUGGUGUACGACUACAUGCCCAAUGGAAGCUUAGAUAAAUAUUUGUAUAAUAAUAAUCCAGAGGUUACCCUCAACUGGAAACAGAGAAUUACAAUCAUUAAAGGCGUGGCCUCUGCCUUAUUCUUCCUCCACGACGACUGGGAACAAGUGGUGAUUCACCGCGACAUCAAAGCCAGCAACGUCAUAUUAGAUGCAGAGUACAAUGGGAGACUCGGAGAUUUCGGUUUAGCUCGGUUGUGCGGUCAUGGUACAGAUCUUCAAACCACUUGCGUCGCUGGAACAUGGGGAUACCUAGCCCCCGACCUCAUGAUGACAGGAAAGGCCACGACCGCUACCGAUGUUUUUGCGUUUGGAGUGCUCCUACUAGAAGUUGCGUGCGGUCGACGUCCUAUCGAGAUUGAUUACGAGAGUGGUGAGAGGGCCUUGCUCCUGGAUUGGGUUUUUGGGUUUUGGAGUGAGGGAAACAUUUUGGGUGCUAAGGAUCCGAAUCUAGGGACAGAGUUUGAUCAAAGAGAGGUCGAAAUGGUUUUGAAGCUGGGGUUUUGGUGCUCUCACUUCAACCCUGAGGCUAGACCAACUAUGAGACAAGUGUUACAUUACCUAAGUGGAGAUGCAAUGUUACCAGAUUUGUCGCCUUUGGACUUGCGUGGGAGUGAGAUGAUGUUGGGACACCACGGACUUUGCGAGAUAAGCAUGUUUACUGGUGGAUCUUCGAUGGUUGAUUCUGUACUCUCCUGUGGGAGGUGACUUUGAAUAUUCGAACGUUUUGUGCGCCUAACAUUACAUAUUGCAGAAAAAUAUUCCCCCUGUUUCGUUUUACAUGUAGUUUAAGAUUCUCACACAUAAAAUCAUUAAAAUUUCUAUUAUACUCCUACCUAA